This is a messenger RNA of Prunus armeniaca (apricot), 211 nucleotides long. The record is from the annotation of a GenBank genome assembly. NCBI's taxonomy places the organism in Eukaryota, Viridiplantae, Streptophyta, Magnoliopsida, Rosales, Rosaceae.
AUGAAGGUUGUGAAUCUAGUGAAAAUCAUGACAGAUGAACAGAGAGCACGAAUGAAAGCUAGCAGAUUUAAGGUCCUUGAGAAAGAUGCAGCUAGGCGCCGCCAAUUGCAGUUAUGGAAGUUGAAAAAAGGGGUGAAGCGAAAGGAAAGCGCAAAGCCGAGAGUAAUGUACAAUAAGCAAGAGUUGGCGGGGAUGCAUUUUUUAAUUUCAU